AUGGUCUCUUCACUGAAUCUAGCAGUCUUGGUCGCUGCUUCCACUCUUGCUGUGGGUAUUGCCAAGCCAUUGCAGCUCUCCAGCGGUAUCUUCUACGAUCCUGCGCGUCACUCCCAAGUCAACACGACAGUUAUUGCUGAAGACCUGAGCCUUGUUGCCCAGCACUUCUCCAGUAUCCGCACGUAUUCCGCGAAGUUCAAUGACAUCAGUGCCAUCGCCAUGGCAGCUUCAGCCAAUCUUCGCAUCGCAGUCGGCGUAAGCAUGGGGGUACCCUGGUUUAUAGACUCCGAGAUCCAAGCGGUUUGCGACGGCGUAGCCCAAUAUCCUCAGACCGUCGAAGCUGUUUACGUCGGCAGUGAGAGUCUCAAGAACGGUGACAUUGGCAUGUACACGGCUGAUCAGAUCAUUGGGUACAUCAACGAAGUGAAAAAAUGCGUUAAGGGCAAGGUGCCGGUUGGAUCGAUUCUGCGCGUUAACGAAUGGCUACACGUUUAUACUGCCGAUGCGAUAGCAAAGGCGUCCGAUCUUGUGGGUUGCAACAUAUACCCGUUCUUCACGCCCGGUACUGAACCUCCGAUAAAGAAGCUGGAAAGUCAGUGGGGAGAAAUGGUGAAGAAGUUUGGCGACAAGGUCCGUCUAACAAAGACAGAUUGGCCCCACAUGGGAGAAAAAGUUGAUGAUAAUGUCCCGUCAAAGGACACCAUGCAGCAGUAUUUUGACGACUACCGUACCACUUGGUCGUCCUAUGGCAAGAAUCAGUCGUACUAUUUCAGAGCCUUCGACUCGACAGAGAUCUCAGGAGCACGUUACGAGAUUUUCACUGGUCUCUUUGACAUCAAUGGGGUACCUAACAUUCAGUUGCCCGUAACGCCCUAG
Molecule: messenger RNA, 876 nt
Organism: Peronospora farinosa
Lineage: Eukaryota; Oomycota; Peronosporomycetes; Peronosporales; Peronosporaceae
Source: the annotation of a GenBank genome assembly